AUGUUGUGGGAUAAUCACAAAGAUUCAAUGACUGAUGAUAUAUUGUAUCGACAUCGUACAAGGUGCAAUGAUCUAACGAUAUCAUUCAGUGAUGCAAUGUACAAUGAAGCACUGAUUGCUAUCGAGGAUCUUUGCAUUGCUAUUCCGAAUUUGCCAACCAGUCAUUUCGGUAUGAGCUCACCGAAUCGAAGUGCAUCUGAUUUACUCAACACAGAUAUCAAUCGUGAACUACAGUACGAUACUGAUCCAUCCGCCGAAAAUUUCUCUAAACAACUGUUAGAUAUUGGUGAUGGGAAAGUUGAUGUACAUGAAAAUACUGGAUGCAUCAAAUUACAGACGGACUUCUGCACAAUCAUCGACUCGCAAAAUACUCUCAUCGAUCACAUAUUUCCCGACGUACACACACAAUAUGCAAAUCGUAAGUGGCUGGCAGAAAGAGCGAUUUUGGCAGCUAAAAAUGUGGAUGGCAAUGGGUUAAAUUUAAAGAUUCAACAGUUGUUGCCUGGGGACUUGGUGUCAUACAAAUCUAUCGAUGCAGUUUGCGAUACCAACGAGACUGUGAAUUAUCCAAUUGAGUUUUUAAAUUCAUUGGAUUUGCCAGGCAUGCCACCAAAUCAUUUACAAUUGAAGGUUGGAUCUCCGAUUAUUCUGCUUCGCAAUUUAAACCCACCACGGCUGUGUAAUGGCAUACGGUUAGUCAUUAAAAAAUUAAUGAAAAACGUCAUUGAAGCCAUCAUCUUGAAUGGCAAGUUUCAAGGCGAAAAUGUGUUGCUGCCACGAAUCCCUACGAUUACUACAGAUGUGCCAAUUAAAUUCAAACGCACUCAAUUCCCCAUUAGAUUGGCAUUCGCUAUGACGAUCAAUAAGUCACAAGGCCAAACAUUGUCUCUUAUCGGUGUACCGAAUGCAGGUUUGGCUUUGCCAAUGCGCGAUAAAUACCAUAAGUCUUCCACAGAACCUUUCUCCAUAAUCUCAUAA
This is a messenger RNA of Bactrocera neohumeralis, 978 nucleotides long. RefSeq lists its product as uncharacterized. The record is from RefSeq and is a predicted model, not a curated record. The transcript has 3 exons. Bases 1 to 978 code for a protein of 325 amino acids. NCBI's taxonomy places the organism in Eukaryota, Metazoa, Arthropoda, Insecta, Diptera, Tephritidae.